AUGAAGAAGGCCACAGAACUACCCUACGCUGCAGAUGCGGAGGUGUCGCUAUCGUACGAUGAACUGGACGUCCUGAGGUUACAGUACGAACGCGAACUGGCGCAGUCGCACGUAACCGUGCAGACCAAGUUCAACUAUGCCUGGGGUCUCGUCAAGAGUCCGCUGCGGGAACACCAGGUGGAAGGCGUCCGAUUACUGCAGGAGAUAUACCGCGCAGAGCCCGGACGACGCAGAGAGUGCCUCUACUACCUCGCGCUAGGGCACUACAAGAUGGGCAACUACGAGGAGGCGCGCAAGUUUAACGUGCUCCUUCUCGACAAAGAGCCCCAGAACAUGCAGGCGCAGAGCCUCGAGUCGCUCAUCGAGAAGAAGGUGCAACAAGAGGGCUACAUCGGGAUGGCACUCGCCGCUGGUGCAGCCGCCGUCGGUACCCUCCUCAUAGCGGGCCUAGUACGACGCGCUCGCAAAUGA
This is a messenger RNA of Punctularia strigosozonata HHB-11173 SS5, 471 nucleotides long. Its product is annotated as mitochondrial fission 1 protein. Gene Ontology annotation, biological process: mitochondrial fission; peroxisome fission; autophagy of mitochondrion. The record is from RefSeq and is a predicted model, not a curated record. The coding region runs from base 1 to 471 and encodes 156 amino acids. Gene Ontology annotation, cellular component: peroxisomal membrane; mitochondrial outer membrane. The transcript has 4 exons. Gene Ontology annotation, molecular function: protein binding. Lineage: Eukaryota; Fungi; Basidiomycota; Agaricomycetes; Corticiales; Punctulariaceae.